Molecule: messenger RNA, 939 nt
Organism: Macroventuria anomochaeta
Lineage: Eukaryota; Fungi; Ascomycota; Dothideomycetes; Pleosporales; Didymellaceae
Product: RNA-binding domain-containing protein
Exons: 2
Coding region: 1-939 (312 amino acids)
Biological process (GO): positive regulation of mRNA splicing, via spliceosome
Cellular component (GO): U12-type spliceosomal complex; nucleolus
Molecular function (GO): RNA binding
Source: RefSeq, a predicted model, not a curated record
AUGUCGGCACCAAGUGCGCGCCACUGGGAACAGAACAAGGAGGCUACCGUAUACGUCGGCAACCUCCAUGAGCGCGUUACUCCCCGUAUCCUCCACGAGCUGAUGCUCAACGCCGGCCGCGUACGAAACGUCAACAUGCCGGUCGACCGUGUCAACAGCCAGCACCAGGGCUUCGGCUUCGUCGAGUUCCACACGGAGGCUGAGGCCGACUAUGCGCCCAAGAUCAUGAACAACGUCGGCCUCUACGGCAGCCGGAUUCGUGUGAACAAGGCAUCAGCAGACAAGCAGAAGAACGUGGAGAUUGGCGCCGAGCUGUUCGUCGGUAACCUGGACACCAUGAUUGACGAGAAGACACUCUACGACACAUUCGGCCAGUUCGGGCCUCUCACAGUGGCACCCAAGAUCGCGCGCGACGAACACGGCCUGUCCAAGGGCUACGGCUUCAUCUCCUUCGGCGACUUCGACUCCUCCGAUGCAGCUAUCGCCAGCAUGCACGGCCAGUACAUGAUGAGCAAGCAGAUCUCGGUCCAGUACGCGUACAAGAAGGACGGAAAGGGCGAGCGCCACGGAGACGAGGCAGAACGCAUGCUCGCGAAACAGGCCAAGGCGCACGGUGUUGCGCCUGCUGUCCAGCCUUUGCCAGCACACCUGUUCCAGGCAGCGACACCGAUGGUACCACCAGGUGGCCCUCCCAUGGGUCAGAUGCCAGAUCCUCGGAUGGGCAUGGCUGGCACGCCGAACGGACCCGGUGGAUACGGGCGACCUCCACCUAUGGCUCCGGGAGCUCCUCCCGUUCUCGCACCACCACCUGCUGGGUUGCCGGCACGCCCUCCAAGCGGAGCUCCUGCGAACUUCUACCCUCCGCCUCCUGGCUUUCCAGGCGCUCCGCCACCUGGUGCGCCUCCAGGUUUCGGUCCACCAGGCUUUGGGCCGAGAUGA